Molecule: messenger RNA, 3068 nt
Organism: Panicum virgatum (switchgrass)
Lineage: Eukaryota; Viridiplantae; Streptophyta; Magnoliopsida; Poales; Poaceae
Product: disease resistance protein PIK6-NP-like
Exons: 2
Coding region: 64-2910 (948 amino acids)
Biological process (GO): defense response to other organism
Molecular function (GO): ADP binding
Source: RefSeq, a predicted model, not a curated record
CUCUCUCUCUCUCUCUCUCUCUCUCUCUCUCUCUCUCUGUGUGUGUGUGAGAGAGAGAGAGAGAUGGAGGCGACGGCCGUGAGCUUGGCGAGGUCCGUGCUGGACGGCGUCCUGAGCAGCGCCGGCACCGCCAUCGCCGACGAGGUGGCGCGCCUGCUCGGCGUGCCGCAGGAGGUGGAGUUCAUCCGCAACGAGCUGGAGAUGAUGCAGGCCUUCCUCAAGAUGGCCUCCGCCCACCCCGAGGCCGCCGGGCGCAGCGACACGGUCAGGACGUGGGUGAAGCAGGUGCGCGACCUCGCGUACGACGUCGAGGACUGCCUCCUCGACUUCGCGCUCUACGCGGCCAGGACGUCGUCGUCGCGGGUCGGCUCCUGGAUGCCCAGCGCCAUCGCCGAGCGCCACCGCAUCGCCGCGCGGAUCCUGUACCUCAAGACCAGCGUCGAGGCGCUGAACCAGCGCAAUCAGAGGUACCACCUUGCCGUCGGCACCGCCGCCGCUGCCGGAGUGCAGGAAGCACAGCUCCCCGAACACGACGACGAGCCCGCGUUCCAGGCGUCGGCGGGCGUCAUCGGCCGGUGCAACGAGAAGGACGCGGUGAUCAGGCUGAUGCUGCUCUCCGGCAUCAACGGCGCGCCGCGCGUGGUGUCGGUGUGGGGGAUGGGCGGCAUGGGGAAGUCGUCGCUGCUGCGGUUGGUGUACAACGACCGGGACCUCCUCGCCGGGUUCGACUGCGGCGCGUGGAUCACCGUGCCGCACCCACUCGACAGCCCCGAAGUGUUCCGGCAGCGGCUGUCGAAGGAGCGCGGGAUGACACCGGAGCAGAAGACGAUCGAGGAGCACCUGAGGGAGAAGCGAUACCUGGUCAUCUUGGAUGACCUGCUCAGCCAGGAGGAGUGGGAAAAUAUAUGGCAGGUCUUUCAGUUCCCUAAUGACAAGGACAGCCGUGUCAUCGUGACGACGCGGCGGGAGGACGUCGCCCGGCACUGCGCGGCGGCGGGGCAUGGGCCGGACGGACAGGAGCUUAUCUACGAGCUGAAACCACUGAAUGAUGUGGAGGCGAAGAGCCUCUUUUGUCAGAAGGUGUAUAAAAAUUGUGAUUAUCUUGUGCCACCGGACAUGGAAAAUCAAGCCAACUAUAUCUUGAGGAAAUGCCGGGGGCUUCCACUUGCCAUUUCCACAAUAGGAGGUUUCCUCGCCAACAGGCCUAAAACAAGCAUAGAAUGGAGGAAUCUGCACGAACACCUUGCAGCAGAGCUGGAGUCUGACCUUCGCAACAUCCCCAAGGUUAUUGUCUCAAGUUAUGAUGGCUUGCCGUAUCACUUGAAGUCCAUCUUCUUGUACCUCAGUAUCUUCCCCGAGAACCAUGAGAUCAGACGCACCCGCUUGCUCAGGCGGUGGAUGGCGGAAGGCUACAUAGGAAAGAAACGUGGCAUGCCUGUGGAGGAUGUAGCAGCGCGUUUCUACAAUGAGCUCAUUAGCAGAAGCAUGAUUCAAGGAUCCAAGGCCAGCCGUGGAGUUGGAGAUGAUCGCUGCCAAGUUCAUAGCAUGGUGCGCGAGAUCAUCCUGUCCAAGUUCACUGAGGAGAACCAACUGUUCCUCAUCGAGAAGCACUCAAAUGACAUUCCACAAAGUAAGAUACGCCACCUGGUAGUAUCUAGAUGGAAGAGUAGGGAUGAGAAGCUGCAAAACAUAACCUUGUCAUUUAUCCGAUCAUUGACGAUCUUUGGGGAGUGCCCUGCAUCUCUCAUCUCUCCAAAAUUGCUGCUGCUGCGAGUGCUUGACCUGGAGAACACGAUCAAUUUGAAGAAUGGUGACCUCAAGCACAUAGGAGAGCUACGGCACCUAAGGUAUUUGUCCCUGCGAGGAACGGAUAUUUCUAAACUUCCAUCUUCCUUGCAGAACCUUCGAUAUCUGGAGACAUUAGACAUCCAAGACACACAGGUGACACAACUACCCAGCGGUGUUGCCAAACUUGAGAAGCUCUGUUAUCUUCUAGCUGGCACCAACUUUUCCAAAGAUUUGUUGCGAAAGAUGGAGUCAGAGAAGGACAACGGUGAACACACCCUUUUACCCUCCCUAUGCUGCAACCCUGUUGAGUGCUGCAAGGUUCUCAACUUGAGUGUAAGAGCUCCUGAAGGAAUUGAGAAGUUACAGAACUUGCACAUGUUGGGGGUGGUCAAUGUUGGUAACGGCAAUGGUGUGGCAGGGAGGCUCAAGAAGCUGACAAACUUGACGAAUUUAAGAAGGCUAGGGGUCGCAGGGCUUACCGAGAAAGAAGGGCAGGAUCUGUGCCAAUCGAUAGGUGAGCUCAAGCGAUUGCAACGGCUUGAAGUGCGAUCUGAUUCAGUUGCAUUUCUGGCCCAAACCCCACCAAGCAUACCGAGAUAUCUUGUUUCAUUGAGGCUGUGUGGUAAUCUCAGCAGUCUUCCAAAAUGGAUCAGUUCACUCAAUGAUCUAGCUAAGGUGAAGCUGUUGGGGACACAACUGAAGCAGGAAGAUAUUCAUCAUCUUCAGAACUUGCGCAACCUGACUUUGCUAGGCCUAUGGGAGAAGUCCUACAUAGGGGACUCCUUGUCUUUCUGCGCAGGUACAUUCCUAAAGCUCAAGUUCCUCGACAUUGAUGGGCUAGAUAAAAUUAAAACAGUGACAAUUGAGAAAGGCGCGAUGCCUGAGCUUAAGAAACUUUGGGUGAACACGUGCCCAUCACUGAAUGACAACGAUUCUGGCUUGUAUGGAGUGCCAGACCUGCUGAACCUGAAUGAGCUUGUUCUUAAGAAAUGUGGUAAGAAAGAGAACUUGGUAAAGAUACUGCAAAGACAGAUCAGUGAUCACAAAAAUCGCCCUAAGUUACUCGUUGGCAAGUCAAUCAUACUACGAGCCCAUCCAAGCACGCCGAAAGCUGAUCAAUGAAGAUGACGCCAUAGCAAAUUAUUUCAUAUACAUGUAUGGAUUUGCUAUAAUUUGUGUAUGCUUAUGUUUGUAUUCGAAUGUAAACAAUUGUAAUGGCACUAAUAUGACACUGGCUUUCUUUGCACUGAAUUGCUGAAUAAAGGUGCGUUUUUGUUCCA